GUAGCAGCACUUCGCGCCUGCCUUGCAGUGUACGUUCGCUUGUGAGCCUUGUGAAACUGGAUGAACUUGAUGGCACUUCUAACGACGGCGCCGUGUGAUCCAUGUUAGACAAUUGCUUAAACAAGCUAGGUACAGGCGUAGGAAGGGUUGAGAGCAAACGGAUUGAUGGGUUCGAGCACUCGUGGGGCAGUACGCGGGGCUUCGAAGGGGGCAGGGUAGACGGCGUGACCGAGAGGGGAGGCACCUGUUUGGGCGUCAAUUGGUUGCGGGAGAACGAGAUGAAGUCUGGUAACAGUCGCUUCUUCGGCCGGCCAUUGCGUUGCUGCUGCUUCCCAACUCGGGCUCAUCCUGCCAUUUCAAGGUGUCGUCAUCCUCGGGGUCAUGGAGGUUGUUCAGCCUACAACACGAUUAUAUGAGUCAU
Aphanomyces astaci is the source of this 421-nucleotide messenger RNA. RefSeq lists its product as hypothetical. The coding region runs from base 102 to 416 and encodes 104 amino acids. The transcript has a single exon. Lineage: Eukaryota; Oomycota; Saprolegniomycetes; Saprolegniales; Verrucalvaceae. The record is from RefSeq and is a predicted model, not a curated record.